CCGGUUUUAAUAAUUGGUAAUCUUUACACCACAGGUACGAGGCCACAUUAAAAAUAAGAGAAGAAGAGAAGCGAAAUGGCGGUUCUAUUUGUGUUUUUAUGUCAUUUGUCGAUUGACUUACGUUUUUAACGCGUUGUUUGAAGAAGAACAGUAUUAAACUUGUAUGGUGCUGUAAAGAAUAAUAAUAUUCAUAAUCGUAGAUGAGGAAGCGUAAAUAGAAGGUUAUAAUGUCUUUACCUCCUUAUUUAUUGGGGCCCAAUCCAUGGGCCACAAUGAUGGCCCAGCAACAUUUAGCGGCGGCUCAUGCUCAAGCUCAGGCUGCUGCUGCUCAAGCCCAUGCUCAUGCAUUGCAACAACAAAUGCCACCUCCUCACCCUAAAUCGGACAUUAUUACUGAAGACAAACUACAAGAAAAAGCCCAAAAAUGGCAUCAGUUACAGUCAAAAAGGUAUGCUGAUAAAAGAAAGCUGGGUUUUGUAGAGGCUCAGAAAGAAGACAUGCCUCCAGAACACAUUAGGAAGAUUAUAAGAGAUCAUGGUGAUAUGAGUAGUAGAAAAUACAGACAUGAUAAGAGAGUUUACUUAGGAGCUCUAAAAUAUAUGCCUCAUGCUGUUAUGAAGCUUCUAGAAAAUAUGCCUAUGCCAUGGGAGCAGAUCAGAGAUGUUAAAGCAUUAUAUCAUAUUACAGGAGCUAUUACUUUUGUAAACGAAAUCCCAUGGGUUAUUGAACCAGUGUAUAUUGCUCAGUGGGGUACAAUGUGGAUCAUGAUGAGGAGAGAAAAAAGAGAUAGAAGACAUUUCAAAAGAAUGCGUUUCCCACCAUUUGAUGAUGAGGAACCUCCACUUGAUUAUGCAGACAAUGUUUUAGAUGUUGAACCUUUAGAAGCAAUCCAAAUUGAACUAGAUGCAGAAGAAGAUUCUGCAAUUGCAAAAUGGUUUUAUGACCACAAACCAUUGGUUGGUUCAAAAUAUGUCAAUGGUCCAACUUAUAGAAAAUGGAAUUUGUCUUUACCCAUGAUGGCAACAUUAUACAGAUUGGCUAAUCAACUGUUAACAGAUCUUGUUGAUGAUAAUUAUUUCUACUUAUUUGACACAAAAAGUUUCUUUACAGCCAAAGCUCUAAACAUGGCAAUUCCAGGUGGACCUAAAUUUGAACCACUUAUUAAAGAUAUGAACCCUGCGGAUGAAGAUUGGAAUGAGUUUAAUGAUAUAAAUAAAAUUAUAAUCAGGCAGCCUAUAAGAACUGAAUACAGGAUAGCAUUUCCUUAUUUAUACAAUAACAUGCCACAUUUUGUACAUUUAUCUUGGUACCAUGCUCCGAAUGUAGUUUACAUUAAAACUGAGGAUCCAGAUUUGCCUGCAUUUUAUUUUGAUCCUCUAAUUAACCCAAUAUCUCAUAGACAUGCUGUAAAAAGUUUGGAACCUUUACCAGAAGAUGAUGAAGAAUAUAUUUUACCUGAAACUGUACAACCAUUUUUGCAGGAAACUCCUUUGUACACUGAUAACACUGCUAAUGGUAUAGCUUUGUUGUGGGCACCUAGACCAUUUAAUAUGAGAUCAGGUCGUUGCAGAAGAGCCAUUGAUGUACCUUUGGUAAAACCGUGGUAUAUGGAACAUUGCCCACCAGGACAACCUGUUAAAGUACGAGUCAGUUACCAAAAAUUGCUCAAAUAUUAUGUUCUAAAUGCUCUUAAACACAGACCUCCUAAGGCACAAAAGAAAAGAUAUCUUUUUAGAUCAUUCAAAUCAACUAAAUUCUUCCAAACCACUACUUUAGAUUGGGUUGAAGCUGGUUUACAAGUGUGUAGACAGGGCUACAACAUGUUGAAUUUACUUAUUCACAGAAAAAAUUUGAAUUAUCUACAUUUGGAUUAUAAUUUUAACUUAAAACCAGUAAAGACAUUAACCACAAAGGAAAGAAAGAAAUCACGGUUUGGAAAUGCUUUCCAUUUAUGCCGAGAAAUAUUGAGGCUAACAAAACUUAUAAUUGAUUCUCAUGUUCAAUACCGUUUAAACAAUGUGGAUGCUUUCCAAUUAGCUGAUGGUCUACAAUAUAUCUUUGCUCAUGUUGGUCAACUGACAGGAAUGUACAGAUACAAGUAUAAACUUAUGAGACAAAUCAGAAUGUGCAAAGAUUUAAAGCAUCUAAUAUAUUAUCGUUUUAAUACAGGACCUGUUGGUAAAGGGCCAGGUUGUGGCUUCUGGGCACCAGGUUGGAGGGUAUGGCUGUUUUUCAUGAGAGGAAUAACACCUCUUCUUGAAAGAUGGUUAGGUAACUUACUAUCCCGUCAAUUUGAAGGGCGUCAUUCAAAGGGUGUUGCUAAAACCGUUACGAAACAAAGAGUUGAAUCGCACUUCGAUCUUGAAUUGAGAGCAUCCGUAAUGCACGAUAUCGUUGAUAUGAUGCCUGAAGGUAUUAAACAGAACAAAGCCAGAACAAUUCUUCAACAUUUGUCAGAAGCCUGGAGGUGCUGGAAGGCCAACAUUCCUUGGAAAGUUCCUGGAUUGCCAAUACCAAUUGAAAACAUGAUUCUAAGAUAUGUAAAAAUGAAGGCUGAUUGGUGGACAAAUACUGCUCACUACAACAGGGAGAGAAUCCGUAGAGGCGCUACUGUUGACAAAACUGUUUGUAAGAAAAAUCUUGGCAGACUGACUAGAUUGUAUCUUAAAGCUGAACAAGAGCGCCAACAUAAUUACCUUAAAGAUGGACCAUAUAUUUCCCCAGAGGAAGCCGUUGCUAUUUAUACCACAACAGUUCAUUGGUUAGAAUCUAGAAGAUUUGCUCCUAUACCUUUUCCACCUCUCUCCUACAAACAUGACACUAAAUUACUAAUUUUGGCGUUGGAAAGGUUAAAAGAGGCAUAUAGUGUCAAAUCACGUUUGAAUCAAAGCCAAAGAGAAGAAUUGGGGUUGAUAGAACAAGCAUAUGAUAAUCCUCAUGAGGCGUUAUCUAGAAUAAAACGUCACUUGUUGACACAAAGAGCUUUUAAGGAAGUGGGAAUAGAAUUUAUGGAUCUCUACAGCCAUCUCAUUCCUGUAUAUGAUGUAGAACCAUUAGAAAAAAUCACCGAUGCUUAUUUAGAUCAGUAUCUAUGGUAUGAAGCAGAUAAGAGAAGACUUUUCCCUCCUUGGAUUAAACCUGCUGAUACAGAACCUCCACCAUUGCUUGUUUACAAAUGGUGUCAAGGUAUAAAUAACCUUCAAGAUGUAUGGGACGUGAAUGAAGGAGAAUGUAAUGUUUUAUUGGAAUCCAAAUUUGAAAAACUUUAUGAAAAAAUCGAUUUGACUUUGCUCAACAGACUGUUGAGAUUAAUAGUUGAUCACAACAUUGCUGAUUACAUGACUGCUAAAAAUAACGUAGUUAUUAAUUACAAAGACAUGAAUCAUACAAACAGUUACGGAAUUAUUAGAGGAUUACAGUUUGCCUCAUUUAUUACCCAAUAUUAUGGUUUGGUAUUGGAUUUAUUAGUCUUAGGUUUGCAGAGGGCCAGUGAAAUGGCAGGGCCUCCACAAAUGCCUAAUGACUUUUUGACUUUCCAAGAUGUUCAAUCUGAAACUUGUCACCCUAUUCGGCUGUACUGCAGAUACGUAGAUAGGAUUCACAUGUUUUUCAGAUUUUCUGCAGAAGAAGCCAAAGACUUGAUCCAGCGAUAUUUAACAGAACAUCCCGAUCCAAACAAUGAAAAUAUUGUUGGAUAUAAUAACAAGAAAUGUUGGCCAAGAGAUGCAAGAAUGCGCUUAAUGAAACAUGAUGUAAAUUUGGGAAGAGCAGUAUUUUGGGAUAUUAAAAAUAGAUUACCAAGAUCUGUUACAACUAUCCAAUGGGAAAAUAGUUUUGUUAGUGUAUAUUCUAAAGAUAAUCCAAAUCUACUCUUUAAUAUGUCUGGAUUUGAAUGUAGAAUUCUACCAAAGUGCCGCACUCAACAUGAAGAAUUUACCCACAGAGAUGGUGUAUGGAAUCUUCAGCACGAAGGCAGUAAAGAAAGAACUGCACAAUGUUUCUUACGAGUUGAUGAUGAGUCAAUGAGUCGAUUCCAUAACAGAGUCAGGCAAAUUCUUAUGGCUUCAGGUUCUACCACAUUUACAAAAAUUGUGAACAAAUGGAACACCGCCCUCAUAGGUCUGAUGACAUACUUCAGAGAAGCUGUAGUAAACACACAAGAACUUUUAGAUUUACUUGUUAAAUGUGAAAACAAAAUCCAAACACGAAUAAAAAUAGGUCUAAACUCUAAAAUGCCUAGCAGAUUCCCUCCCGUUGUGUUUUAUACUCCAAAAGAAUUGGGAGGCCUUGGUAUGUUGUCCAUGGGCCACGUUUUAAUUCCCCAAUCAGAUCUUAGAUGGUCAAAACAGACCGAUGUGGGUAUUACACAUUUCCGAUCUGGUAUUAGCCAUGAUGAAGAUCAGUUGAUUCCUAAUUUAUAUCGUUACAUACAACCUUGGGAAUCCGAGUUUAUAGAUUCACAAAGAGUUUGGGCUGAAUAUGCCCUCAAGAGGCAGGAGGCUAAUGCACAAAAUAGGAGGUUGACGUUGGAGGAUUUGGAAGAUUCCUGGGACAGAGGAAUUCCUAGAAUAAAUACACUCUUCCAGAAAGAUCGACACACUUUGGCUUAUGAUAAAGGGUGGAGAAUUAGGACUGAGUUUAAACAAUAUCAAGUACUAAAACAAAAUCCAUUCUGGUGGACACAUCAAAGGCACGAUGGUAAAUUAUGGAAUCUUAACAAUUAUAGGACAGACAUGAUACAAGCACUUGGUGGUGUUGAAGGUAUACUUGAACACACAUUAUUCAAAGGAACUUACUUCCCCACAUGGGAAGGUCUUUUCUGGGAAAAAGCUUCUGGUUUUGAAGAAUCCAUGAAAUACAAAAAAUUGACAAACGCUCAAAGAUCUGGUUUGAACCAAAUCCCCAAUCGUAGAUUCACCUUAUGGUGGUCACCUACUAUUAACAGAGCUAAUGUAUAUGUUGGUUUCCAAGUACAACUUGACUUGACUGGUAUUUUCAUGCACGGUAAAAUUCCUACCUUAAAAAUUUCGCUGAUUCAGAUUUUUAGAGCUCACUUGUGGCAAAAAGUUCAUGAGAGUAUUGUGAUGGAUUUGUGUCAGGUAUUUGAUCAAGAAUUAGAUGCUUUGGAAAUUGAAACUGUGCAGAAGGAAACUAUCCAUCCUAGAAAAUCAUACAAAAUGAACUCGUCUUGUGCUGAUAUUUUACUAUUUUCAGCUUAUAAAUGGAAUGUUUCUCGACCGUCACUUCUAGCAGAUACAAAGGAUACAAUGGACAACACGACUACUCAGAAAUAUUGGAUUGAUGUGCAGCUCAGAUGGGGAGAUUAUGAUUCACAUGACGUUGAAAGAUAUGCAAGGGCUAAAUUUUUGGAUUACACUACUGAUAAUAUGUCCAUUUAUCCUUCACCUACUGGAGUACUAAUAGCCAUAGAUUUAGCAUACAAUCUUCAUAGUGCUUAUGGUAACUGGUUCCCUGGUUGCAAACCUUUAAUCCAACAAGCAAUGGCAAAGAUAAUGAAAGCAAAUCCAGCUCUCUAUGUAUUGAGAGAACGUAUUCGUAAAGCCCUACAGUUAUACUCUAGUGAACCUACGGAACCUUAUUUAUCAUCUCAAAAUUACGGAGAACUCUUUUCAAAUCAAAUUAUUUGGUUCGUUGACGAUACAAAUGUAUACAGAGUCACAAUACAUAAAACAUUUGAAGGAAAUUUGACCACAAAACCUAUCAACGGGGCUAUAUUUAUAUUUAAUCCCAGGACAGGACAGCUGUUUUUGAAAAUUAUUCAUACUUCUGUAUGGGCAGGUCAAAAACGUUUAGGACAGUUAGCAAAAUGGAAGACUGCGGAAGAAGUUGCUGCUCUUAUUCGGUCUCUACCAGUUGAAGAACAACCGAAACAAAUUAUCGUUACAAGAAAGGGCAUGUUAGAUCCUUUGGAAGUCCAUUUACUCGACUUUCCCAACAUUGUUAUCAAGGGUUCAGAAUUACAGUUGCCCUUCCAGGCUUGUUUAAAAAUUGAAAAAUUUGGUGAUCUGAUUUUGAAAGCUACUGAACCUCAGAUGGUGUUGUUCAAUCUUUACGAUGAUUGGUUGAAAACGAUUUCUUCAUACACAGCUUUCUCCAGAUUAAUUUUAAUCCUAAGGGCAUUACAUGUAAAUACAGAGAGGACCAAAGUUAUUUUGAAACCCGACAAGACUACGAUAACGGAGCCUCAUCAUAUUUGGCCAACAUUAUCCGAUGAUGAAUGGAUUAAGGUUGAAGUACAAUUGAAAGAUUUAAUUCUUGCUGAUUACGGAAAGAAAAACAAUGUGAAUGUUGCAUCUUUAACUCAAUCUGAGAUUCGUGACAUCAUCCUUGGUAUGGAAAUCAGUGCCCCAUCUGCCCAAAGACAACAAAUCGCCGAAAUUGAAAAGCAGACCAAAGAACAAUCUCAAUUAACGGCCACUACUACGAGAACUGUAAACAAACACGGCGACGAAAUUAUUACAAGCACCACAAGUAAUUAUGAAACACAAACGUUCAGCUCGAAAACAGAAUGGAGGGUCAGAGCUAUUUCUGCAACUAAUUUGCAUCUCAGAACAAAUCAUAUUUACGUUAGUUCUGAUGACAUCAAGGAGACUGGUUAUACUUAUAUUUUGCCAAAGAAUGUCUUGAAGAAGUUUGUCACUAUUUCAGAUUUAAGAGCACAGAUUUGCGCAUUUUUAUACGGAGUUAGCCCUCCUGACAAUCCUCAAGUGAAGGAAUUGCGUUGCUUGGUUCUAGCACCACAAUGGGGAACUCAUCAAACAGUGCACAUCCCCAACACCCCACCCAAUCAUCCUUUCCUUAAAGACAUGGAACCUUUGGGAUGGAUUCACACUCAACCAAAUGAACUUCCUCAAUUGUCUCCUCAAGAUAUUACAACCCAUGCUAAGUUAAUGUCUGAUAAUCCCUCAUGGGAUGGAGAGAAGACCAUCAUUAUUACAUGCUCUUUUACACCAGGUUCUUGUUCUUUGACUGCCUAUAAAUUGACACCUUCUGGAUUUGAAUGGGGAAGACAAAACACUGACAAAGGAAAUAAUCCAAAAGGAUAUUUGCCUAGUCAUUACGAAAAGGUGCAGAUGUUGCUGUCAGAUCGCUUCUUAGGUUUCUUUAUGGUUCCCACACAAGGCUCUUGGAAUUACAAUUUUAUGGGUGUACGUCACGAUCCAAGCAUGAAGUACGAAUUACAAUUGGCGAAUCCAAAGGAGUUUUAUCAUGAAGUUCACAGACCGGCGCAUUUCCUUAAUUUUUCAUCUUUGGAGGAUGGUGAUGGCGCAGGAGCUGACAGAGAAGAUGCUUUCGCAUAAGAUUAAUUUUUAAUUUAAAAUAUUGAUAGUUUUUCGGUUUGUAAAUAAAUUGUUUUAUAUUAUUUUAGAAUAUGAAAUACACGUUUCUAAGACAUGUCGUUUGUUUUGCAUUAAAAUGAUGUUGAAUCUCAGAAAAUGAUUUUUAUAAAUGU
This is a messenger RNA of Psylliodes chrysocephalus, 7474 nucleotides long. NCBI's taxonomy places the organism in Eukaryota, Metazoa, Arthropoda, Insecta, Coleoptera, Chrysomelidae. The record is from the annotation of a GenBank genome assembly.